AUGCUAGGUGAACAAUUAAAUAGUGCUGAAUCGCGUAGUCUUUUAUCGGCUAUUGAUAAGAUGCGCGAACUUUUACAUGGAGAAAAGAUUACUCUACCGGAAAUUGUGGUUGUUGGUGACCAAUCUGUGGGCAAAUCAUCAGUAUUGGAAGCUAUAUCUGGUGUUCAAUUACCUCGGGCACAAAAUAUUUGUACUCGCUGUCCAUUAGAGUUGCGAAUGAAAACAACUGAAGACAAGGAAUAUGCAAUAAUACGUGGCGCCGUUGGUUCUACUACUGAGAAACGUUUUGAUGAUCUAACAAAAAUUGCCGAUGAAGUUACUCGAUUGACAGUGGAAAUUGCCGGUAAAGGAGUCAAUGUUAGUGCAAAUCCGAUUUAUUUAACUGUAUACAAACGUGAUAUUUUGUAUGAUUUAACUCUUAUUGAUUUACCAGGCAUUACACGAAAUGCAUUACCAGGUCAAGCAGAAAAUAUUCAUCAACAAAUUUUGGAUUUAAUCAAUAAAUAUAUUGAGCCACCUACCGCGAUUGUAUUACACGUCAUUCCAGCUUCAGUCGAUUUUACAACAUCAGAAUCGAUGAAACUUGCCAAAGUAUUCGAUCCAUCAUGUGAACGACAGUUAAUUGGAGUUUCUAAAAUCGACAAAUACGAUAAGGGUAUUGCGGAGAAACUGCAAGGUCGUGGUUUAGGUUCUAUGGAACUUCAAUUAGGGUGCGUUGCAGUACUCAAUCGAAAUCAAGAUGAGAUCGAUCAGAAUAUUUCAUUCGACGAGAUGAAACAACGUGAAGAGCAAUUCUUUAUUGAUCAUAAACAAGCAUUUGAGCAUCUUCCGGACGAAUUCAAAGGUAGUAAACAAUUAGUUAGACGUCUUGCUACCAUUCAACAAGAGCGUAUUCGUUCAACAUUUCCAGAUAUUAUCAAAAGAUUAAGAAAACAAAUAGCUGAAAAAAAGGCUCAACUGAAAAAGAUCCCAGCUUCGAUGAAUACAGAAAGUGAAUGUUGGACUACUUUUCAAUCAAUGAUUAAUAUCUAUCGGGAGAGUAUUUCUGACAAUGUAAAAGGUGAGUACGGUCCAGUUGCAUCGAUUAAUAUCACCAAUGUACCUACCACAUCCAAGAAUGUAAAAGACGAAUCCGACAGUGAUAUCAAUUUCAAUUUUACGCUUUUCGAAUCUGAUGAAGGAUCACUUUCAAACGAAGACGAAGAUCAUAUCGCGUAUCAUAUUUAUCAUUUACAACUCAAGUUUCAAAAGGAAUGUAGAAAUAGCUUUACAGAUUUUUUUUCAAGCAACUAUCAAAAAGUCGUGCUUCGUGAAAUUGAUCGAACUGCUGGUGUUUCUCUACCAAAUUUUCCUAGUUACCAAAUCAUUGUCGGACUCUUCAGAAAAGAAUUGCAGAAAUUGCCAGAUUGCUGUCAUGAAUUGGUAGAGAAGAUGCAUGAGUAUAUGUCCAAAUGCUUGCUACAAUUAUUCGAGCAUGCAUUUAGUAACGUUUAUCGUCGUCUGAAAGAUCGAUUAAAAGAAGUUGUCAUUAAACAGCUUAACGAUGUUAAAGAAAAAUUAUCGGAGCGUGUCUUGGAAAUACUUGAUACGGAACGACGUGUAUUUACACUGAAUCACUAUUACAUGGACACGAUAAAUAAAUUGAAGGAGAAGAACAAAGAGGAAAGUGAUGACCAUCAAGCAUCAGUUAAAGCAUCAUUAACUCCAAUGGCUAAAAAUUCUAUGAAUACAACUGCUUAUGCACCUGUAUCGAAUGAAGCUCAAGCAGCAAACGACAUUCAAAUUGCACUACAUUCAUACUCCAAAGUAAAAUAUUCCUACUAA
Molecule: messenger RNA, 1824 nt
Organism: Adineta steineri
Lineage: Eukaryota; Metazoa; Rotifera; Eurotatoria; Adinetida; Adinetidae
Source: the annotation of a GenBank genome assembly